AUGUUGGACUCCAUUGGGGCCCUUAUCCCCUGCGAUGCCCUUCGAAUAAGCCGCCUCGCCGCUAGGUUUGCAGCCCAGACUUCGCGAGCUGGCUUGGCGCCAGGAGUGACCGAUCGCGGUCAAGCAACCAGCCAACCCCGAGUUUCUUCUCCGCUUCCCAGGAACCUGCGAGGAGCCUCGGGGGGCUUUGUGGAGGAGAUCAACUUCGAGGACUUCCUGACCAUCAUGUCCAACUUCCGGCCCAUCGAGUUGAGUAUGGACGAAGAGCAGCUGGGCCGCUUCCGGAGGCAGAAGCUGAAAUUCCUCUUCCACAUGUACGACGGGGACAGUGACGGGAAGAUCACCUUGCAGGAAUAUAGGAAUGUGGUCCAACAGAUGCUCUCGGGAAACCCCCACCUGGAUAAGGAAUCGGCAAAAUCAAUAGCCGACGGAGCCAUGAUGGAGGCCGCCAGCGUCUGCGUGGGGCAAAUGGAGCCGGAUCAGGUCUAUGAAGGGAUCACAUUUGAUGAUUUCCUGAAGAUAUGGGAAGGCAUCGACAUAGAGACCAAAAUGCAUGUCCGCUUCCUCACGCUGGAACCCAUGGCUCUCUGCUACUGACGGCGGCGGAGUAGCUGCAACCGGCUGGUGGGAGGCUUUGUAGGAGAUGGCCGGGAGCUUGUUUGGGUGGAGUAGGGCCACGUGUCUGAUGGAGCAGCGGCCACAGAUCCACGAAGUUCAGACCAGCCACAUGGAUUCCCCAUCUUCAGUGGAAGACCAACUUCCUGGCCUCCAGUAAAAGGACCUUUGUUCUGA
Messenger RNA from Thamnophis sirtalis, 792 nucleotides. The record is from RefSeq and is a predicted model, not a curated record. Lineage: Eukaryota; Metazoa; Chordata; Lepidosauria; Squamata; Natricidae.